AUGACAGAUUAUAUCAAACAGGUGACUGUAACAGGCGAUGUCUCUACAAUGGGACUAAUGAGUGCCGAAUUGGACUCGUGGAUUGACGAGGUCGCCAAAGAGAUCUGGGAACAAAAGCCGGAAAUUGGAGUGGUUCAUGUCCAAGGUCUUCUUUCGUCACCGGAAGCCCGUGAUUUAUCAGACCAUAUUGCAAAUGGAAUAGCUUCCAACUCACAGAUUCGCGGGCAUUUUCAAGCGAUUCGUGGCUUCUUUGAUGUGAAAAAUACGGGUCUUGGUUCUUUAUAUUUCUUCAAAAAUGCUGAUGAUGUUCGUUUCUAUGACCGUUUCAGCAACAGUGGAUAUCGUUCGGUGGAGAGGGGGGAACAGAUCGCAAUCGGUCCAUCGGAAUGCGAUGGUUUCAUCUCGUCGACUUUCGAGCAGACUUUCAAUUUCAGCACCGCAUUUUAUGGAAAUGAUGGAAAUCGAGACAUUUCGAAUCAAAGAACCGGAUUCCUACUCACUCGUUUCAGAAUUUACGGAAAAGAAAUUACAUUUGUCAACCUUUCUCUUCACUCCGUUCCGUUCGAAGAUGUGAAUGAAAUUGUUGAACAGCCACAAGUGACAAGAGCAGCUGGGCAACGACAAAAAGAAAUCGAUAUGUUGAUGAAUGAAUUGGAUUCCGAAGGUCUUAAAGAUGAUGCGAUUAUUGUUGCUGGUGCUUUUAACUCACAAUUACACGAGACAGCGAUGCUCGGGGAUUUGGCCUCAACACAAAGAGCAUCAACAUUCGCCCGAACGAGAGAUGAUGGACGAUUGGAGGCGAUCGAACAACGAGAUCGACAUGGACGGAGCACGGUCACCGUUGAAGAACAUCGCUUUGAUUUACAUUCAAUUCAUGAUUGGUUUUUCAAAUUGGGAAGAGGGCAAAUGGUAAAAAAGUACAAUGGUGAAUUGGCACAAGUCGUUUUUGGGGGCAAAUUGCAUGAGGAAAGCGUUUUCUUUCAGCCAUCUCGUCACUACGGAAUGAAUCCAAAAACAGGGAAAGAGGAAUUCCUUCGACAUCUUUGUCCUUCAUGGGCUGAUCGAGUUUUGUACAAUUCGGUGAUGAGCGAUCUCUUCAGACACGAUUCAUUUUGUGCCUCCGGCUUGUACUAUGGUAUUGUGGGCGAAAAGAGGAAUAUCGGUGAACAUAAACCCGUGUCACUUCAUGCGACUAUUUGUCUGAAA
Mesorhabditis belari is the source of this 1206-nucleotide messenger RNA. The record is from the annotation of a GenBank genome assembly. NCBI's taxonomy places the organism in Eukaryota, Metazoa, Nematoda, Chromadorea, Rhabditida, Rhabditidae.